GGGUUUUAUAAUUGACUGGAGAGCAGCGGCGUCAAGGAGCGCUAUUUCCUCUCAUUGUCGAGAGGUCGUGAGCAGGAAGUCGGAAAAGAAAGCAGAAACAGAGGGGGCAGGGCCAUUUAAAAAUACCUGCUGCCCUACAAUAACGGGACCAAAAGACAGCAGCUCAUACGGGACAGCGCGUCGGCGAAUGCGUCGCAGAGGAGAUGCCGUGCUUCACGUAAACCCUACAUUCAUUAUGCACGUGCACUGCUGUCAUGAAACAACGGAGUUGUGGAACAUCAGUCUGUCAGCACUUCUUUAUUCAGAAACAACAUAUUGCAUGAGGACUGCAUGCGUGGACUGCAUGGUUUAGGAAAGAAGAUAAUAAUUCUGCACAUUCAUUCUUGAUUCAACUGAAUGCAUGUUGUGUACGUAAAUGAUGUAUUGUACGGGCUGUUCUCUCUGAAAGCAAGGCAGGUGCAUUUUAUGCGUUGUAGCGUUUUUGGAUAUUUUUUACACUGAUGGUCUUUCAGCAGCACUAACGUCGGGUUUGGGACAUACUGAAGUGCGCACAUCAAAUGCACUUGAUAAUUGCCUAACCAUAUAUUUAACAUGGCAUCUACAAUAGAGAGGAAGACACUGGAGGCAAACGAGGAACCCGUGGAUGAGGUGCUUCAGAUGCCACCAUCACUCCUGACGUGCGGCGGAUGUCAGCAGAGCAUCGGGGACCGUUUUUUCCUUAAGGCCAUCGAACAGUAUUGGCAUGAGGAUUGUCUUAGCUGUGACCUCUGCGGGUGCCGCUUAGGAGAGGUGGGCCGCAGGCUGUACUACAAACUUGGCAGGAAGCUGUGUAGACGAGACUACCUCAGGCUAUUUGGUCAGGAUGGGCUCUGUGCUUCCUGUGAAAAGAGGAUCCGGGCCUUUGAAAUGACCAUGCGAGUCCGUGAUAAAGUAUACCACCUUGAAUGCUUCAAAUGUGCCGCAUGUCAGAAACACUUUUGUGUUGGGGAUCGCUACUUGCUCAUCAAUUCGGACAUUGUGUGUGAGCAGGACAUUUUUGAGUGGACCAAACUGAAUGGCAACAUGGUCUAGUUUACUCCCCAUCAAACAUAUCCCUUUAUGCAGUCAAUUCUAAAAAGCACAGAACUUGAGAAAAAAAAGCACCAGCAACAUACAAUUUAUUUUCUAGUUUAAGGAUUUUUGUAAUCUAUUAACAACACAAAUAGAGUUUGUGUUGUAUUGCAAUAAAGGCUGAAUGCUAAUAGAAAGUUAGAUUUAAAGAUAGGGUGGGCAGUUUCUCAGCAAUAGCAAAAUAUCUUAAAAAGCAUAAAAGGGAUAAAGAUCCCAAAAUCAUUUCAGAGCCAACUCUACUUCCAAACAUAUGAAUGUAAACAGCCAGCAGAGUCUGCAAAGCUUCACAAGAGACGGCUUUAGUGGAGCAUGGAACCCGGCGCUUUCAAAUGACUUCAUGUCUUAUUCACCAGUAAAAGUAUAUAACAUUACAGUAAUAAUGAACUUAAUAACACUCUGUGACUUUAGCAAUGUAUCUACAACUCUGCACAGCCUUAUAAAACACUGAUAAUGUGUGAAGCACCAUGCACAAAGUUAUAUUAAUA
Messenger RNA from Misgurnus anguillicaudatus (oriental weatherfish), 1595 nucleotides. RefSeq names its product LIM domain only 2 (rhombotin-like 1) (gene lmo2). Gene Ontology annotation, biological process: positive regulation of transcription by RNA polymerase II. The record is from RefSeq and is a predicted model, not a curated record. Gene Ontology annotation, cellular component: nucleus. Gene Ontology annotation, molecular function: DNA-binding transcription factor binding; transcription coactivator activity. Lineage: Eukaryota; Metazoa; Chordata; Actinopteri; Cypriniformes; Cobitidae.